Messenger RNA from Cyclopterus lumpus (lumpfish), 2233 nucleotides. RefSeq names its product ras-related protein Rap-2b-like. Gene Ontology annotation, molecular function: GDP binding; GTP binding; GTPase activity. Gene Ontology annotation, biological process: negative regulation of cell migration; Rap protein signal transduction. The record is from RefSeq and is a predicted model, not a curated record. The coding region runs from base 402 to 950 and encodes 182 amino acids. Gene Ontology annotation, cellular component: plasma membrane. The transcript has a single exon. Lineage: Eukaryota; Metazoa; Chordata; Actinopteri; Perciformes; Cyclopteridae.
CCUCGGCUCUCGACGCGCUGAGGAUGUGGGCAGGAAACGCCAUGCAAGAGCGGAGGAGCGAUCACGCUUCCCAGCCCCGUUGCACAAUACAGUUCGAUCCAAAUGUGCUCUUAAUCUUCCACGCUCAUGUCCCGCAGCGGUCGAUCUCCUCGCAUCUGCACGGCGCGGCCGCCACAGAGCACGCUCGCGGGAUCUGACGGCACGCGAUUCGAUUCCUAUCCGAGCGCGAGGGCAGCCUUCACGGCCGACUCGGAUUGAAAACAUCGGGGCUGGUCAGCGGGAGGGAGAGAGAACAGGCUUCGUAGCGGAAGAAAAAAAAGAAAAGAAAAAAAGGAGGUGUCUGUCUAUUUUACCCCCCCUUCUCCCUCUCCCUCUCUCUCUCUCUCUCUCUCUUUCCAGCCAUGAGGGAGUACAAAGUGGUUGUUUUGGGGUCGGGUGGAGUCGGGAAAUCCGCGCUGACGGUCCAGUUCGUGACGGGCUCCUUCAUCGAGAAGUACGACCCCACGAUAGAGGAUUUCUACAGGAAGGAGAUCGAGGUGGACUCGUCCCCGUCGGUGCUGGAGAUCCUGGACACGGCGGGCACCGAGCAGUUCGCCUCCAUGCGAGACCUGUACAUCAAGAACGGGCAGGGCUUCAUUUUGGUCUACAGCCUGGUGAACCAGCAGAGCUUCCAGGACAUCAAGCCGAUGAGAGACCAGAUCAUCCGGGUGAAGAGAUACGAGAGGGUGCCCAUGAUCCUGGUGGGAAACAAGGUGGACCUGGAGGGGGAACGAGAGGUGUCUUCCGGGGAAGGCAAGGCGCUGGCCCAGGAGUGGACCUGCCCGUUUAUGGAAACUUCAGCCAAAAAUAAAGGCUCAGUCGACGAACUGUUUGCAGAAAUAGUCAGACAGAUGAACUAUUCCACUGUUCCCAGUGGUGGCAAUCAGUGCUGUUCAUGUGUCCUGCUCUAAAGAAGACGAAAAACAGACCACCGCAGUGCAUCCGUGCUGAAUUUGAGCUUCUAACUUGUCCUGCAGGCGUUUUGCAUAUCUAUUCUCUCUCCUCACACUGUUGUCUUAUUGUUGCACACAAACACAAAUCGACGAAGACAACAAUCGAUUAUGUAUUAUAGUCUGGAAAAGUGUUUACAUGACAAAGUACUUGAAUGUUUUGGGAUUUUUUUAUAGCUUUGUAUAUGACACUUCUCUGGAAAUGUGCCUCAAUGGGAAUGUCUUAUUGUGAAACCUAAGAGACACUGUUUUUUUUUGUGUUUUUUAUUUGUUGAGUUGUACUGUUGCAUCUUCUAGGCCGGGUCCAUCUGCCGGGGGGAGUGGUGGGGGUUACUUUGAGGGUCACUUUGAGGGGUAUGCUUCUUUGGAUUUGCCUACUUCUUUUGGCCUGAGAGCAGCAGGCCAUGAAUGCGCUUAAAAUCGCUCCUAAACGCAUCAAUCACCACUCAAGCCUUGCACAGGUUACUCAAAUACGAUCUCCUCAAUUAAUUUCCCCAAAAGGUCGAGUGUGAUCCAAGAGGCGCAGAUCACCACCCACUAAAAUACUGUAUUUUAAGCUGUGGCUUGUGGUGGAGUUGUGUAAGGACUUUAUAUUCUAGUUUUUAAAUCCCCCUCCCCCCCUCUUUCCGGUCCGAUGAAAAAGUGGAUUUAUCAUGGAACUUGCACUUAGCUGUCGGUGUCCCUCCUCAGUGUGCACAACAAGGACCUUAGUGCGCUGCUGUCGCUGCAUGGGGAACGCCGUGAACCCAUGUCAAGUGCCUUCCCAAGAAAACUCCUGUGACUGUGCCAACUCCUUCUUCUGCAGUGCGUCUUGAUGGCAAUCAGAACUUUUUAGCAGUUUUUGGUCAACAAUCUACUUACAUUUGGUGUCAAAGUGAAAAGAGCCUCUUUCUAUGUCACGGUCAGGAAGCUAAGCCUGGAUCAGACCUGCUGUUUCAGGGUCAGAUUCAGGCCGUUUCUCAAGGUACUAGUCCAACAAGAACAACAGAGUAACGUUAACCUACGAGCAUUAUGGUUCAGUGAAAGGCAAGCCAGGUUUGUUUGUAUUAUCUCGAUUUUGUUUCUUCUUUUCUUUUCUUAAAAUUCAAAGUGACAUUUUUGACUUGUGGUAAUUGUUAGUUCUCUUCUGCCAUCCACCUGUCGGUUUGAAAGACUUGUAAUACAAAAAGCAUUUUACGUAACGCUGUGUACUGUGCUUGUCUCUGCUAAUGACAUAAAGAGUCUUCUUUUUGGGCUGCUUUGAA